UUUUCAGAUAAAUUUUGUGUCGUGCUUUGGGCAUUAUAUUGAUCGCAAAAAGCAAAAUAGCUUGAUUUUUCAGAUGUCCUCAUGCAUAUAUGACAUUUCAUUCAGAAAAGCAACAUAUUUCCGCGCGUUUCAAAAGUUCAGUUGUUCAUGUGUAUGCGUGAAACAUACAUAUAACUUGACAUUGACGUUCUUAGCGCUAUCGAACCAAGAAGAAAAACAAUUGGGUUUUUACAAAUCACAAUACAAAAACAAAAACAAAGAACGCACUAAACAUAAUCGAACUGGAUGCGCGGUGCAGGUUCAAAUAAGUGAAUUUCGUACAUCAAAAUCAACGAAUAGAUCUCGAAAAUGGAUAAUUCAUCAUUAAAUAUGGCACACUACCAUAGCCGACGAGCAGAUAGUCAUUUGAGACAUCUACGUUUUGAGGAAGCAACUGAUAGCUAUCGAAAGGCUGCAGCAGCAUUGGACGAAACUCUGGCCUUGCAAAUGGCCACAAACAAUGCGAAAAUUAUUGAAUCAAUCAAGUUACAGCGUGAUUUACAACAAAAAAAUAUCGAAUUAGUGCUAUUAAAGAAAGCACAGUAUGAAAAAUAUAAAUUGGCAAUGGAGCAACAACGAUUGAAAAAUGCCAGUUUUUUAGAACAGAGAAUGGCUAAAGAUCGUAUUGAAAGUGUUUGUGAUUUACAAAUGUCCAUUUUCAAAACGCUUGAAGAAUCAGACUCCCUAUUGGAAUCAUUGAAUGAAAAAAUCGGUACAUCUCUGUUUGGCAUCCAUGAAGACAAUACUGAAGGCAUAAAAGUGACAGUCGAAAACGCAAGUGAUGUAAAAUUGAAAAAAAUCAAAUCGGAUAAUACAGUCAUUGAAGAGAUGCACACUUUAAACCACCAAUUGCACAUAUUGGUGUUUAAUCUCGUCUCUCGUGUGGAUGACUCAUCGCAUGAGCUAGAAGUGCUACGCGAUCGUGUUAAGUCCUUGGAAAAAGAUCGUUAUCAUCAACGAAAAGCAUCAAUUCCAAUGAGUAAUAAAUCAUCAUCCGACUCUUCUACCAAGGUUGAUGAGUCACCCACGGAGAACCGACGUGGUUCUCUAACAGGGGAAGAGCGGAAAAUUAUUUUGCCAGAAUCAAGUGACCUACCGCCAUUGGAACUCCCUGAUUUUGAUUAUAACUUUUGAUCACACUCUCUUUGAAAUCUGCGAGAUAAUAAGAAACCAUAUUUAUAAUCCAAGCUAAAGACUACAAUAAUAAAGAUGAAUAAAAUGUUUUAUUGAG
This is a messenger RNA of Sitodiplosis mosellana (orange wheat blossom midge), 1270 nucleotides long. Its product is annotated as nuclear receptor-binding factor 2-like. The record is from RefSeq and is a predicted model, not a curated record. The transcript has 2 exons. NCBI's taxonomy places the organism in Eukaryota, Metazoa, Arthropoda, Insecta, Diptera, Cecidomyiidae. Gene Ontology annotation, biological process: autophagy. Bases 349 to 1173 code for a protein of 274 amino acids.